UGUUGGCGGCAAGGAGAUAUAUUUUGAAAAAAUGUUGUUUUGGCAAGUUUAGGGCGGUUUGUUUUUAAGCAAUCUAUGAUUACUUUUGUUUUUAAUUUUAAUUAUCAAAAACAUAAAGAAUUAAGAUUCUAUUAAAAAAUACUAUUAUGAAAAAAGAUUAUUAUUUGAAUUACAUUGCUUCAGAUAAAGUUUAAAGGACAGGAUAGUGAACUGUGAGGUUAUCAGGAGAUGUACAGAUACAGACCCAAGUGACUUUUAUUAUCUAAGUAUUUUACAACCAAGGUCAUUAUUUUAUAACUUAGUAUUAUUAUUGAUUAUCAUGUACUCUGUUUUGUUAUAUGGUUAUAACACUAAUCUAAGGAUAUGAUGUACAGAAAAUAAAUUUCAAGGAAAAACAAUUACUAUAUACAGGCACAUAAAUGGAAAUAACUGUACCUAAUAUUUGAGAGUCAUGAACAACACAUACUUCAUCGGUGUUGAUGUGGGGUCAGGCAGUGCACGUGCGGCCCUUGUGGACUGCAAUGGACAUGUUAUUAAAUCAUCAGUCAAGGAAUUACAGACAUGGAAACCAAAAAUAGAUUACUAUGAACAGUCUUCAGAUGAUGUAUGGAACUGCUGUGAAUAUGUCAUUAAGAAUGUUAUACAAAAUGUAUCUCCAGCUCACAUAAAGGGGAUAGGCUUUGAUGCUACAUGUUCUCUUGUAGCUUUGGACAAAAAUGGUAAUCCCAAAGCAGUGAGUCACUCAAACAGCAACAAUCAGAAUAUAAUUAUGUGGAUGGAUCACCGGGCUCAGGCAGAAGCUGAUUACAUAAAUAAUUGUGGACAUGAAAUUCUUAAAUAUGUUGGUGGUAAGGUCAGCUUAGAAAUGGAGAUGCCAAAACUGCUCUGGUUGAAAAAACAAAUGCCAGAACAAUGGCUUGAAUAUGGCUACUUUUUUGACCUCCCAGACUUUUUGACAUGGAAAGCUACAGGUUCUAUGACUCGAUCAUUAUGUUCAUUAGUGUGUAAAUGGAAUUAUGAGUGUUCCACUGAUGGGAGAGUUGGAUGGAAUUUGGAUUUUCUUGGAAAAAUUGGUCUUGACGACUUAGCUAUGAACAACUUUGAAAGGAUUGGUAGCAAAGUGUUGAUGCCAGGAGAAUAUUGUGGGGGGUUGACCAAGGAAAUAGCAGAAACUCUUGGCCUAAUAGCUGGCACCCCAGUGGCUACUUCAAUCAUAGAUGCACAUGCUGGAGGUUUGGGUAUGAUUGGGGCACAUGGAGAAAAUAUUGAUGGUGAUAUGUCAACAAGAUUGGGUCUAAUUUGUGGUACAUCCACUUGUCAUAUGGCUGUAAAUGUAAAACCCGUGAUGGUCAAAGGUAUUUGGGGCCCAUACUUUAGUGCAAUGGUCCCUAACAUGUGGUUAAAUGAGGCAGGACAAAGUGCUUCUGGUAUGUUACUUGAUUAUGUUAUAUCAAGUCAUCCCGCUGGAAGUAGGCUUCUUGACCAGAAAAAUACUGGAGAGGUUCGUAAUCAUUUGAGAGGGUUAUUGGUACAAAUGGCGAAAAAUCAAUGCCUUCAUGAUGUUAGUUUGUUGACUAAAGAUUUUCAUGUGUGGCCUGACUUCCAUGGCAAUCGCUCACCUUUGGCUGAUCCUACAAUGACAGGAAUGGUAGUUGGAUUGACAAUAAAUAGUAGUGAAGAAAACCUAGCACUACUGUACCUUGCCACUAUGCAGGCACUGGCGUAUGGUACGAGACACAUAAUAGAUGCAUUGCUGACUGCGGGAUAUGCACCAUUCAAAUCUCUUCCUAUAUGUGGGGGAAUCACAAAAGAUCCACUAUUUAUCCAGAUACAAGCUGACUCAGUUGGCUUGCCUAUAUUAAAGCCACAUGAAAAAGAUUCUGUUUUGGUCGGGUCAGCCAUACUUGGAGCUUGCGCUUCGCGUUACUUUAACAGCGUUCAAACAGCUAUACAAAGUAUGGGAGGAACUGCAGAUGUGGUCCAUGCGAAUCCAAGUGUUAAAUCAUUCCAUGAUAAAAAGUAUGAAGUGUUCCUUAAAAUGUUUCAAGAUCAAAUAUUAUACAGGAAUAUUAUGACUAGCUAAACUCCUAGGCGUAUAGAAUGGACCUGUGCCCACCCUAGGAUUCUGGGUUACCAAUGUGGAUUAUGGAAUUUUAUUAUGAUACUAAUAAUAGACUUAAUGUCGGGGGCCAGGCCCACCCUAGAAAUAAUCCUAGAUACGAUAAACUUAAUAAUAAUAUGGUUUUAGAAGUUAAGAUAAUGGGUAAGUAUAUUUUGGUUAAAUAAAAAACAAAAAUUGCUACAUAUAAUGAUGAGUAGGAAGUUUACAAAAAAUAAUUAUGACUUUAUCUGAUUAUAUUAUGACUAAUUAAA
This is a messenger RNA of Bicyclus anynana (squinting bush brown), 2373 nucleotides long. Its product is annotated as FGGY carbohydrate kinase domain-containing protein. Gene Ontology annotation, molecular function: phosphotransferase activity, alcohol group as acceptor; kinase activity. Bases 452 to 2083 code for a protein of 543 amino acids. The transcript has 5 exons. The record is from RefSeq and is a predicted model, not a curated record. Lineage: Eukaryota; Metazoa; Arthropoda; Insecta; Lepidoptera; Nymphalidae. Gene Ontology annotation, biological process: carbohydrate metabolic process.